GCGUCCGAGCCGUUGCUAGGGGAGCCGUGGCCUUAGUGAUGGAGCCGGAGUAAAGUCGGUGGGGAGCCAAGAAAGGGGCGAAAGGGACGCGCCAAGGAUGGGCUUGUGGAGCAAUUAGUCUUAAUUACGGGAGCUCAAGAGGGCAGGAUGCCGCACAAGAUUGGGUUUAUUGUUCUAAGUUCAUCCGGACAUGAGGACGGCUACAGUGCGAACGAGCUGAUGGUCCAUGCGCCGACUGUCAAGGGAUGGAGGUCCCCAAGGCUCUGCCAAUAUCCCCAAGAAAUAGUCCUGCAGAUGGUGGAACCCUGCAGAAUUCGAAAACUCCAGCUGCUGGCCCACCAGUACAUGAUCUCCAGCAAAAUUGAGUUCUACAUCAGCGACCACCUGCCUGAAUACUUUGCUCCUUACAAGUCGGAGAGGUUCCGAAGGCUGGGUUAUAUCUCCCUCUCGAACAACGAGAAGACCAGCUACAAAGCCCGAGAGCUGAAAUCUGUCUACGUGGAUGCCGUCGGCCAAUAUUUGAAGUUGACGUUCCAGAAAAACUACAUAAAUCACUACAACGUCUACAAUCAGGUUGCACUCGUAGCAAUAAACAUCAUCGGGGAACCUGCAGACCUCAACAGCGACAGCAGCCAUACUUCACGAGAGAAGCUGAUCGACCAUUACCUUGGGAACAACCCAGACAAUUCAGCCCUAGAUGGAACCUACUCUGGAAAGCACGACUUGAUAUCACCGCUGGAUGAUUUGGCAUUUGACAUGUACCAACACCCCGAAGUGGCCCAGAUUAUCCGUAAACUGGAUGAGAGAAAGCAGAAAGCAGUGCAGCAGGAGCAUUAUGAUCACGCUAAGAAACUCAAGCAAGCCAUCGCGGACCUGCAGAAGGUCGGGGAGAGGCUGGGCCGCUACGAGGUGGAGAAGCGCUGUGCCGUAGAGAGGGAGGACUACGACCUCGCCAAGCAAAAGAAGCAGCAGAUGGAGGACUACCGCCGGCAAGUGUACCAGCAGCUGGAGCUCCACAACCUCCUCGACGAGGACCUGGCGGUCCAGCGGCCUCCAGACCUACCCUUUGAGACCAUGGCUUAUUCCGCCGCUUCUCCCCAACAGAAAAAGUCCAUGUUUUCUCCCCGGCGGGAUAAACCAGAAGCAGAGUCCCACGAGCCUUUGCCUCCCGAAAAGCCGUCGGAAGCUCCUCCUCUGGGGCCUGCUAACCCCCAGGCCUUCUCUCCUCCUGCAGCCCAAGCCGCUUCUGUCUCUGACAAGGCCUUUCCUAAAGUCAGCGUGGAGUCGUUACCCUACGACGAGCGGCCGCUCCCCACCAUCCGUAAGCAGCAGCAAGAGGAAGGUUUUGCCUUCCUGGAUCCCGAGAUGAACGAGGAGGACCCCGGGGAGACACCGAGAAGCGGCAUCGUGGGCGAGCCGGAGCCACUAACAGAGAAGGCCCUGCGAGAGGCGAGCGCGGCAAUCGAAGUGUUUGGAGAAGCCCUGGUGGCUGGAGCCUAUUCCAGAACGUGGUCCUACCGUGAAGACUCCUUGCUCGCAAUCUACAAGAAGAUGAUGGAGGUCUCUCCAAACACACCCAAGGAAGACCUGAAGAACCUGCUUCAGGGUGCUGUCUUUCUCAUCGUGAGAGCCAUCAAAGACAUUGUGUCCUCUGUUUUCCACGCCUCCUUGAAACUCCUGAAAAUGAUCAUCACACAGUACAUCCCCAAGCACAAGCUCGGGAAGCAGGAAACAGCCCACUGCGUGGAGAGGACCUUGCCCAACCUGCUCUCCCGGACGGGGGACUCCUCUGCCCGCCUGCGGGCGGCCGCUGCCAACUUCAUCCAGGAGAUCGCCCUCUGUCACGAAGUCAAGCCUCUCCAAAUCGUGCCGGCCCACCUGGUGCAGCCCCUGAAGCCCAGCUUUCCCACCCACCUCGCCAUGAGCCAGGUGGAGUUGGCGGAGCGCCUGCUGAAAGACCUGGGGACGGACAACAGCGGCUUCACGGUCGACGGCGUCAUGAAAUUCGCCACAGGCGCCCUCGAGCACCGGGUCUAUGAAGUCCGGGAGACGGCCCUGCGCAUCAUCUUGGACAUGUACCGCCAGCACCGCGCCGUCAUCCUGGAUUACCUGCCUCCCGACGAUGCCAACACUCGCAAGAACGUCCUGUACAAGACGCUGUUCGACGGAUUUGCCAAAAUCGAUGGCAAGCUCACCGAGGCGCAGAAAAAGACGGUGGCCGAAGAAGCCGAGAAGCAAAAGAAGGACGAGAUCCGGGCUCUGCAAGGACAACUGGCUGCUCUGAAGGAGAUGCAGACGGAAGCUCAGGCUGCAAAGGAGAAAGAAAGCGAGAGGCCCAGGAACCAAGGUGAAGUCUUGAAAUCUCCCCAGCCUGCGACUGCUGAAAUUCCGGACGAUCAUUCCUCUGUUGACAACCUUUGCAUCUUCUGUGGCGAACAGGAUGAAUCCUUCACGGAGCAAAGCCUGGAUCUGCAUUAUUGGAAACGCUGCCCCAUGCUGACCCGGUGUGACUUCUGCAAGCAGGUGGUGGAAAUUGCCAGCCUGACGGAUCAUCUGCUGGCCGAGUGCGACAAGAAAGACAACUUUGGCAAGUGUUCUCGCUGCUGUGAAGCCCUGCCGAAGCAGGAGCUGCCCCGGCACGUCAAGGGGAAGGCCUGCAACCCUGCCAAACCUAAAAAAGUGGCCAAUCGCUGCCCGUUGUGCCAUGAGAAUUUCACCCCUGGGGAGGAGGCCUGGAAAGUGCACCUGAUGGGAAAAGACGGCUGCCGGAUGAACCCCAGGCGGACCCAGGCCUUGAACAAGAGCGGCCCGAUGCAGCCAGUUCCUGGCAGGCCUGCCGGCGCAGCCCUCAACCACUCGGGGCCCACAGGCGCGAAGCUUCGCUCCCCCUCCGUGGGAAGCAAGAUCCCCACCCCACGAAGAGGCCUGAAUAAAAACACUGGCAGAACGUAUGCCAAGCGAUGACCCCCGUCCUCCUCUUUCCCGUGGCGACGCUUCUCUCUUCUUUCUCGGAGGUGCCGCUCGCAGGGGACAAAGCGAUUGCCCAGCCACCAAUCUUACUCGUUGUUGCUUGGCUCAGGUCGGUGGGGUUUUUUGCCUGCCCUAGGGAUUGCCUCUUGUCUGCCACGGCAAGAUUUUCUGCCUCCAGAGCACUAGCCGAGUGCUCUGGAUUAAAGCCUAGCCUUCCGGGGGCUUCAAUGCCCGAGGGGUACCCCUUGCUCUAGGUUCUCAGGACGGGCCCUCAAGGAAUAGCUCGCCCCCUUCCUUCAUGGAGGCUAAGAGCAGGGAAAAGGAGGAACCCAGCCAUCACUUUUGUACCCCUUCGGUUCGUUUCCCCCCCUCUUCGUACAAGCGUGGGUCCGCGGGUCUCUGAGGAUGGCGCUCUGGUGGUCUUGUCCAGAUCCAAAGGAGAUUCUCAAAAGACUUCAGCGAGGUGGAAUGAACUGCCGUUUAGAGAAGAAGCCGAAGCGUUCCCAGGGCAUCGUCUCAAAUGGCGAGGGUUGGGUUGGGUUGGCAUCUUUUAGCAGAGCUCCCACAUUUUAAGCGAUCCCUCUCUGAAAUAUCUUCCCCAUGGAAGAUAUCUACAUCAGUCUCAUUGGUCUCCCCCUCUCUUGUCCUUAAUGGCUCUGAGACUACAGUAGGAACCCAUUAUCUGCAGGAUCGCUCUCCAUGGAUUUAUUUAUCCACAGUCCAAAAUUCUCAAAAAGUUUAAAAGAAAAAGGCUAGAAAGACAUACUUACACAGUGUAUUUCUCAGGAGUGGCCAGUAGAGGGAGUCAAAGACUGUGCUAUGUAUUCCAACAACAAGAACCCAUAGCAUGGUCUCUGGCUACCUCUAGUGUCUAGUUCUGGUAAUACAUGGCAAAAAAAACUUUUUCUGGAUUUUUUUCUUUAUAGCAUUCACUGUUGCUCACCAUUUUCAGCCUCUUCGUGGACUUGAAACCAAUCUUGUGCAGAUAUGGGGAUCCUACUAUAUGCUUAAUUGUAUCUAGAAAGAGCAGAAGCAUGUGGUUUGAAAUCUCACAAAGUGGACCUCAAAUAGCGUCGCACACUGACUUUUCUGGCCUCUUCUCGAGGCUCCAUUGACCUACAAUGCAUUGAAAACCGAUUAAUCCAUAACCGGCCGUUUUUGUUCCAUUUUGGUUU
Pogona vitticeps (central bearded dragon) is the source of this 4145-nucleotide messenger RNA. It is a transcript of the gene CEP104, whose product is annotated as centrosomal protein 104. Gene Ontology annotation, cellular component: cilium. Lineage: Eukaryota; Metazoa; Chordata; Lepidosauria; Squamata; Agamidae. The record is from RefSeq and is a predicted model, not a curated record.